AUGGCGGGAACAAUACAGGACGCAGUGAGCAAGGCAGGCUCCCGGCCGCUGCUCGUACUGGGGGAUUUCAACGCCCCUCACACAACAUGGGGAUAUCGGUUCUGUUCGAAAAGAGGGAGAGAACUAGCACAUUUGAUAGAACAGCACAACUUGACCCUACUCAACGAGCCCGACACACCCACCCGCAUGGGCACGAGCACGACCAGAGACACCACGCCGGACCUCUCGCUCCUGAUGGGGACUCUGGAUGCCUCAUGGCAAAACGUGGGAACGAAUCUGGGGUCGGACCACGACGUAAUCCGAAUCACAAUCAGAGGUCCCACCCUCAAGGUGAAGACGGGCACGGCGAGGAUUACCAAUUGGGAUAAGCUGAGAAAGGAGCAAGAAGAGGAAUCGGAUGAGGAAGAAUGGGCAGUAACACAAACGUACGAGACCUGGGAGAAACAGCAGCUCGACAUCGUAUAA
This is a messenger RNA of Dermacentor silvarum, 465 nucleotides long. RefSeq lists its product as uncharacterized. The transcript has a single exon. NCBI's taxonomy places the organism in Eukaryota, Metazoa, Arthropoda, Arachnida, Ixodida, Ixodidae. The record is from RefSeq and is a predicted model, not a curated record. Bases 1 to 465 code for a protein of 154 amino acids. Gene Ontology annotation, molecular function: catalytic activity.